Molecule: messenger RNA, 1552 nt
Organism: Drosophila subpulchrella
Lineage: Eukaryota; Metazoa; Arthropoda; Insecta; Diptera; Drosophilidae
Exons: 5
Coding region: 708-1346 (212 amino acids)
Source: RefSeq, a predicted model, not a curated record
AAAAACACACACAAAAUUCAACAAAAAUAAAAAAUAAAAUUUAAACCUAAAAAAGAGGGCACACAACGUGCGGGGGCAAAGUGCAAAUGGUAACGGUAAUUUGCAGACAUUAGUUGGCACACACACAGGCACAAACGGACCGGUGAUUAAAUGCCGUGGGAGGAGAGGUGCGAAAAGUGUCACAUUACGCAUACGCAGCGUACGCCCGAGUUAAAUGCUGAAAUUUAAUAGCCCAGCGAGCUGUUCGAGUUUGAAUUGAAAAUGUUUGUCGUAAACUUAUUUGGCCACUUGGUAUGCCAAGCACGUAGUGGAUUUUUGUGAUGUGGAUACGGCUCUUUGAUUGUUUUAUUAGCGAUUCCUUUGAACAGUAGCAUAACCAGAACCGGAUAAAAGUAUUUAGAGAAAUGUAGAGUGAAUAUAAUAAUAUAUGUAACACAAAUAAAAAUUGAAAUGGAAAACUGAAAAUGUUAUAAAUGUUAAAUAAAUAAACCAUACAGUUACAGGAAUUCAUAAGUAAUAUUUUACACAACUAAACAAAGUUUAACGAUUUAAAACAACCCAUAACCAAGAUUACCUUGUUGCUUGGCCCAAUAACUGUUUUUAUAAGCAACUUUUGAGCUCUAACGUAACUUUGAAGACUUAAGUGCAAGAAAAAAAUAUUAGUAACACUAAGCGUUCAUAUAGUUAAAUAUUUACACAAGUUAGCCAUGAGUCAAAUGCAACUGCAAACGCAGCGCGUUCGCCGCGGACGUCACCAUCGCCGUCAUCAGUCCGCAGAGCCCUGCGAGUGUUUACGUCCUGUGAUAAGGGUUUUUGGUCUGCUGACUUCAUUCGUUAUCUGCGGCGUGGGCGUUGAUGUCUACAUGCAUGGCUAUCGGGCCGGUCUUUAUAUAGUUUUUUCAGCCGUGCUGGUAAUGUUCAUUGAGAUCAAGUGGCUUGUAACUAUUUUUCUACAGCUUCAGUGCUCAGAGGAUAAUUACCAGCGGAGGUCCUGCAGCUGUUUGGCCUGCUGGCGUCUUUCAGCGAUUUGUGGCGGUUGGCGACCCACUCCCGUUUAUGCGGUCAUCGGCAUCUGCCUGAUACUGUAUCCCCACAAUUUGUGGCUUAGUUAUGUGGCCGGGAUGUUCCUGAUACUUCUUGGGGUCCUCAGGCUCUGCACGCUGCUCAGAUUCAGCCCCUCAAAGGAAGAGGGUCUCCUGCCUCAGUGCGACUUUGAAAAGGUCUCCAGCUUCGUGGAUAAUAUGGAGGAUGAUUUCACGGAGGUUAGUGCUUCCCAAGCGGCCUUGGAUGACGAAGCGGAGGAGGAGGGCGACGACCACCAUGUCAUAGAUGAUGAUGUUUGCUAAUAGUUAAGAUAGCUUAUUUGCCUAAUGUAAUGUGAGAUUUUAAAUUACUUAACAAAUAUCUACUAACAAAGAGGUUUCGAUUUAAAAUGACUUUGGUCUUGUUUUUCAGUAGUGGUGAUUUGUGUGGAUAGUUCUUGAUUAGUUUUGGGAAAAAGUGGUACCGUUAAAUUGGAAGGUUGAUAUCGCAUUGUCUUGUAGGUUUUACC